This is a messenger RNA of Eremothecium sinecaudum, 675 nucleotides long. It is a transcript of the gene DPC25, whose product is annotated as Dpc25p. Gene Ontology annotation, cellular component: mitochondrion. The coding region runs from base 1 to 675 and encodes 224 amino acids. The record is from RefSeq and is a predicted model, not a curated record. NCBI's taxonomy places the organism in Eukaryota, Fungi, Ascomycota, Saccharomycetes, Saccharomycetales, Saccharomycetaceae. The transcript has a single exon.
AUGUACAAUCAUGGAUAUCGAGCGUCGUUAUACUUUGGAAGGUCUUAUACUUGUUUAAGAUUACUUCAUAAUAAGUCUACCGCUAAAAUGACUUUUGAAGGUAACACCAAAGAAAUUAAGACUUCGGCAGAAGAAAGAAUGAAAGGUGUAUUCGGUAAUAGGCUUAAGGGUGAACCACCAAAAUCUUCCAGUCGCAUGCUUGUUCAAGAAAGUCGUGUAAUAGGAGGCGUUACAGUACCGGCCAAACCUAUACCACCUGAUAACUGCUGUAUGUCAGGCUGCGUACAAUGUGUCUGGUUACUAUAUAAUGAUGAUGUGCAUGAGUGGAGGAGUAAGCGGAAGAUGGCAGCAGAAGCCUUAAAAGGCACUAAUAUAAUAUGGCCGGUGGAUUUCAACCCACCGUUAAGAUUAUUAGACAUUGCUAACGUACCUAUAUCUCUUCGAAAGAAGAAGCUAGAUCUUGAAGAGCGUGCAAAAAAGAAGACGGUAUUCACUUUUCCCAAGAGAGAGCAGCCGCCUCCACAGGAUGAUACCAAGAAAGAGGUUUUUCAGGAGACUCAGGAGGCCCAGGAGGCCCAAGAGGCGAAUGAGGAGGACGGCGAGUGGGACAAUGUUCCUACAUUUAUCAAGACCUUCACUGAGUUUGAAAAGAAGAAGACUCAAAAACAGGCAUAG